Messenger RNA from Menidia menidia (Atlantic silverside), 1664 nucleotides. NCBI's taxonomy places the organism in Eukaryota, Metazoa, Chordata, Actinopteri, Atheriniformes, Atherinopsidae. The record is from the annotation of a GenBank genome assembly.
GUGCGCGCGCGUGUGUGUGCGCGCGCGUAUCUUGUCCUUGCUGCACGCGACCUUUCGGUCCGUCUUGACAGCACGUGCCACGCCCCCUCCGACCCCUUUUUAAAACACCGGAUGGUCACAAACGACCAACGGCGCCGUUAACGUCCGCGGUCUGAACGCUUUGCGUUUUUUCCGUGACUCCGCACGCGCUUCCCGCUCUCUUUCCAUCACCGGGCUCGCGCCCCCUCACGCGCCCUCACUCGCAUCUCGCCCGUUUGGCACUCAGCUGGUUAGCUAGCAGGCUAGCAGAACGUUGGGCUCCCGACUAACCGGCGGCGGUUGGUUGGCCGUUGGUUGUGUUUUUUUUUUAUUAAAACUCUGCCUCUUAGGCGGGCAAUGAGUGGACGUGGGUCCCUGUGAGUAACGGAUUAUCUGCAUCUCUCCUCGGGCUGACCGGGAGCCGCCAUGGAGUGCCGCGUCCUGUCCAUACAGAGCCACGUAGUCCGGGGAUACGUGGGCAACAAGAGCGCCUCUUUCCCAUUGCAGGUUUUGGGCUUCGAGGUGGACUCCAUCAACUCCGUGCAGUUCUCCAACCACACAGGGUAUUCUCACUGGAAAGGCCAGGUCCUGACAGCAGACGAGCUGCACGUGCUUUACGAGGGAAUCAAGCUCAACAACGUGCACCAGUAUGACUACGUUUUAACAGGGUACACCAGAGACACGUCCUUCUUGGAGAUGGUGGUGGACAUUGUUCAGGAGCUUAAGAGAGCCAAUCCUAACCUGUAUGUCCCCCAGAAUCUUUAUCCGGUCUACAAAAACAAGGUGGUUCCCGUUGCCGACAUUAUCACUCCCAACCAGUUUGAGGCCGAGUUGUUGACGGGGAAAAACAUCACAUCAGAGAAAGACGCCGUGGAGGUCAUGGACCUCCUGCACGCCAUGGGACCAGACACGAGGGUCCGGAUAGAAGUCCCCAAAGUGGACGCCGUGUUUGUGGGAACCGGAGACCUGUUUGCUGCUAUGCUGCUCGCCUGGACGCACCACCACCCCAACGACCUGAAGACGGCCUUGUGCGACCCCGUUCUGGGCGAUCACGGAUCUAUGUAUGUCCCUCAGAAUCUUUAUCCGGUCUACAAAAACAAGGUGGUUCCCGUUGCCGACAUUAUCACUCCCAACCAGUUUGAGGCCGAGUUGUUGACGGGGAAAAACAUCACAUCAGAGAAAGACGCCGUGGAGGUCAUGGACCUCCUGCACGCCAUGGGACCAGACACGAGGGUCCGGAUAGAAGUCCCCAAAGUGGACGCCGUGUUUGUGGGAACCGGAGACCUGUUUGCUGCUAUGCUGCUCGCCUGGACGCACCACCACCCCAACGACCUGAAGCUGGCGGGUCCUGGUCGAAGGCCCAGCCCCCCCCAGCUGGAGCUGAGGAUGGUUCAGAGUAAAGCCGACAUAGAGGACCCAGCCAUAGUAACGGAGGCCACGGUCAUAUCCUAACACCACACGCCCCAUAAGACUCAUCCUAGCCUCGUCCUCUCACCCAUAACUCUCUCAAAAAUCUCUCACCACUGUAAACCGUGACUGUGAUCAUCUUAACUACAACAACCCAUUAGGGAUGGGACGGUUUCUGAAAACCGUCCGAACCGUUCGGUUGGACUGUUUCGGUUCGGUUCGCGUGUGUUGUGUUCGGU